AGCACACAAACACUCAAACUCCAUCCACUUAAUGGAAUCUGUAAGCGUCAACCCCACGAGCCAGAGUAGAAACAGCUAAUUAUCGAUCCCUUAAGGACAAGAAACCCAGUGGUAUUUAUUUAUAUGUGUUCGUGUGUGUGUGAGUUGUAAGCUCUUGUACUCAAAUUAAUCUCUAAACAGAGAGAGAGAGAGAGAGAGAGAGAGAGAGAGUGGAGGAGCUGAGGAGGGCUGCAAAAGCUGCGUACGAGAACUUCUUAGAGGAAGACAAGAGAGAGAUGGAGAGAGAGUUCGAGGCAAUGGACAGAGAUGGAGAUGGCAAUGUGAGCCUUCAAGAGUUCAAGGCACUCUCCGACCAACACACUCUCAGAUUCUUCACACUCCUCGAUCAAAACAAGGAUGGCUUCCUGCAGUUUGACGAGCUUUUGACUCUGAGCUACAUCGAAGCAAGUGGCAGACCUUUCUGUGCUGCCUGUAAAGAUUUUAUCCCUGGCCUCUUCUUCACUUGUACGCACUGUCGUUUGACGAUCCACAACAAAAAUGAUGAUGAUGCUCCUACCAGCUACGAUCUUUGUAUUACCUGCUACCAUGCCCGAAAGUUUCAGCACCCUCACGAUGAUUUUGACGACAAUUAUACGCUUUUACUCAAGCUUCAACGCUUGCUUUUAUCUGAUCAAAAGGGAAAGCCGUCUCAAUCCAGUCAAUCCAGUCCAAGUCGUCCACCAAAGGCAGAGCCUUCCCAAUCCCGUCGAGCGAGAAUGAAGGCGACAAUGAAGAGGAGAUUUCGGAGAUUUGGGGAAGUGGUUUCUGGUGCAGUUGGUGUAGCAGGUGUGGGCUUAUCAAUUUAUGGAAUGGCUAAUGAGUUCAACAAUGAUGACCAAGAGCAAGAGGAUGGUGCUACUGCAUCUGCUGCUGAUCAUCAACAUGCAUGAUAUACAAGUUACUGACUAUUACUAAAUAAAAUUAUCAUGAUGAAAUAAUAUCUGCUUGAGAGUUUCUAGAUAAUUUGUUUACUCCGUUUAUCUCUUUUGUCUUUUGAAUUAUUUUAUAUAAAGUCAAAUAUUUAAGUGAUUCUAAAUUAUA
Molecule: messenger RNA, 1080 nt
Organism: Prosopis cineraria
Lineage: Eukaryota; Viridiplantae; Streptophyta; Magnoliopsida; Fabales; Fabaceae
Exons: 4
Coding region: 276-929 (217 amino acids)
Molecular function (GO): calcium ion binding
Source: RefSeq, a predicted model, not a curated record